Molecule: messenger RNA, 501 nt
Organism: Spea bombifrons (plains spadefoot toad)
Lineage: Eukaryota; Metazoa; Chordata; Amphibia; Anura; Pelobatidae
Product: histone H3
Exons: 1
Coding region: 43-453 (136 amino acids)
Cellular component (GO): nucleosome
Molecular function (GO): protein heterodimerization activity; structural constituent of chromatin; DNA binding
Source: RefSeq, a predicted model, not a curated record
CAUUGUGUCCAUCGGUGAAUCGGAUCAUCACGCAGAAGCAGCAUGGCUCGCACCAAGCAGACAGCCCGUAAGUCCACCGGAGGAAAAGCUCCCCGGAAGCAGUUGGCGACCAAAGCUGCGAGGAAAAGCGCUCCAGCGACUGGUGGUGUGAAGAAGCCACAUCGCUACCGCCCGGGCACCGUAGCUCUUAGGGAAAUCCGCCGUUACCAGAAGUCUACGGAGUUGCUUAUCAGAAAGCUGCCUUUCCAGCGGCUGGUCCGUGAGAUUGCUCAAGACUUCAAAACCGAUCUACGUUUCCAGAGUUCUGCUGUUAUGGCUCUCCAGGAAGCCAGCGAGGCUUACCUCGUGGGGCUUUUCGAAGACACUAAUUUGUGCGCUAUUCACGCUAAGCGGGUUACUAUUAUGCCAAAAGACAUUCAGCUGGCUCGCAGGAUCAGAGGAGAACGUGCUUAAGUAAACGCGGUGUGGGCGAGCGCUUUUUCCCCCUCACCUUCCCACAAA